Messenger RNA from Pan troglodytes (chimpanzee), 5951 nucleotides. RefSeq names its product DENN domain containing 2A (gene DENND2A). Gene Ontology annotation, biological process: retrograde transport, endosome to Golgi. NCBI's taxonomy places the organism in Eukaryota, Metazoa, Chordata, Mammalia, Primates, Hominidae. The transcript has 21 exons. The record is from RefSeq and is a predicted model, not a curated record. Gene Ontology annotation, cellular component: actin cytoskeleton. The coding region runs from base 779 to 3808 and encodes 1009 amino acids.
GCGCGUCGCGCAGAUCGUCGCGGAGCCACGGCAGGAGGAGGCAGGGGCCGCGGGCGAGCCUGCGCUGGGCCGGCCGAGGGAAGCGCGCCGCUGGGGCCGGGGGCGGCGGGGACCCCACGGGAGCGCGCGCGGCGGGGACCCCCAGGGGCUUGUGGGCUGCCGGGGGAGGCUCGGCGGACAAAGGGGCGGAGGGCGGAGGGCCAUGGCGUCCCCGGCACCCGCCGCCGCCCGCCCCCGAGCCGCGCCGCCAGCCGUCCCGGCCCGCCCCGGAGCCCCCAAGAUGCGCCCCAGAGCCCGCGGAGCCGCCGCCCGCGGGGAGGUGACCUGGAACUCCCCUCGGUGCUGACAUAAUGACAGUGUGCAGGCCGGCCACGGGCAGCCACAGCCAGACUGAAAACCUGAGCUACAAAUUGGCUGACAAAUGGAGCCCUUUCUCUGAUCCUCUCACAUUCCACAAAGCAGUUGGCAGCCACUGAGGGGUUCUUAGCUCUGCACCCCAGUCUGGAACCCCUUAUGGGGCGGGAGAAUCCUGGAAACAGGAACUCUAGAAACUCUUGGGCCGGCAACCACAUGGAGCAGGAACUCUGUCCUUGGGGACUCGUAGGACAGUUGCGGCAUCCUUGCCUCUGUUGCGGUCAAGGUGGAAGGUCCAAGGACUGAGAAAGACCGUCGAAGGCAUCCACUUUAGUCCUCCAUUCCAUUCCUAGAGACUAAUCAGGAGUCAGGCUUCAGAAGGAGCCCCCUGGAAGGCCUCCACAACCUCACGGUAGAGUCAAGAAUGGAUAUGUUCAGCUUGGAUAUGAUCAUCAGUGACCCAGCUGCAGAAGCCAGCAGGGCUGGGAAGAAGCAGCUCAGAGGUGUUCAGAACCCUUGCCCAUCUGCCAGAGCCAGACCCCGGCACAAGUCCCUCAACAUAAAGGACAAGAUAUCAGAAUGGGAAGGGAAGAAAGAGGUGCCCACUCCUGCACCCAGCAGGAGAGCAGACGGACAGGAGGAUUAUCUGCCGUCCUCUACGGUGGAGAGGAGGAGUAGUGAUGGGGUGAGAACUCAGGUCACAGAGGCUAAGAAUGGAAUGAGGCCAGGAACAGAGAGCACAGAGAAGGAGAGGAAUAAAGGAGCAGUGAACGUCGGGGGACAGGACCCAGAGCCGGGGCAAGACCUAAGCCAGCCAGAACGGGAAGUGGAUCCUAGCUGGGGCCGAGGCCGAGAGCCAAGACUUGGCAAGCUACGCUUUCAGAACGAUCACCUCUCCGUGCUGAAGCAGGUCAAGAAACUCGAGCAGGCUUUGAAGGAUGGGUCGGCAGGGCUGGAUCCCCAGUUACCAGGGACUUGUUACUCCCCACACUGCCCUCCUGACAAGGCAGAGGCAGGGUCCACCCUUCCUGAGAACCUGGGAGGCGGGAGUGGCUCAGAAGUCAGCCAGAGGGUCCACCCCUCGGACCUGGAAGGCAGGGAGCCCACCCCUGAGGUUGUGGAGGACAGGAAAGGUUCAUGCAGAAGGCCCUGGGACCGGAGCCUUGAGAAUGUGUAUAGGGGCUCAGAGGGUUCCCCCACAAAGCCCUUCAUCAACCCUCUGCCAAAACCCCGGAGAACGUUCAAACAUGCCGGAGAAGGGGACAAAGAUGGGAAGCCUGGCAUCGGCUUCAGGAAAGAGAAAAGAAAUCUGCCUCCUCUGCCCUCUCUACCUCCCCCGCCUCUGCCCUCCUCUCCCCCGCCUUCCUCUGUGAACAGAAGACUGUGGACCGGGAGACAGAAAUCCAGUGCAGACCACAGAAAGUCCUAUGAGUUUGAAGAUUUACUGCAGUCUUCCUCUGAGAGCAGCAGGGUGGACUGGUACGCGCAGACUAAGCUGGGGCUGACACGCACUUUAUCGGAGGAGAACGUCUAUGAAGACAUUCUAGAUCCGCCAAUGAAGGAGAACCCUUAUGAGGACAUCGAGUUACAUGGUCGCUGCCUGGGAAAGAAGUGUGUCUUGAAUUUUCCUGCUUCUCCCACCUCUUCCAUCCCUGACACGCUCACCAAGCAGUCAUUGUCCAAACCUGCUUUUUUCCGACAAAAUUCAGAGAGGAGGAACUUCAAGCUGCUGGACACUAGGAAGCUGAGUCGGGAUGGAACUGGGUCCCCUUCCAAAAUCAGCCCUCCCUCCACUCCCAGCAGCCCUGAUGACAUUUUCUUUAACCUUGGAGACCCACAGAAUGGCAGGAAGAAGAGAAAGAUACCUAAGCUGGUGUUGCGAAUCAACGCCAUUUAUGAGGUCCGGAGAGGAAAGAAACGGGUGAAGAGGCUGUCCCAGUCAAUGGAGAGCAACUCAGGAAAAGUGACGGAUGAGAACAGUGAGUCUGACAGUGACACAGAGGAGAAGCUGAAAGCUCACAGCCAGCGCUUGGUCAACGUGAAGUCCCGGCUGAAGCAGGCGCCUCGGUACCCAUCACUUGCCCGGGAACUCAUCGAGUACCAGGAGAGGCAGCUCUUCGAGUACUUUGUGGUUGUGUCUUUGCACAAGAAGCAGGCCGGGGCUGCCUACGUGCCAGAACUCACCCAACAGUUCCCUCUGAAGUUGGAAAGGUCUUUCAAGUUCAUGAGAGAAGCUGAGGACCAACUGAAGGCCAUUCCCCAGUUCUGUUUUCCCGAUGCCAAGGAUUGGGUUCCUGUCCAGCAGUUCACCAGUGAAACAUUCUCAUUUGUCUUAACUGGAGAAGAUGGGAGCAGAAGGUUCGGUUACUGCCGAAGACUGCUGCCUGGAGGCAAAGGGAAGCGCCUUCCUGAAGUUUACUGCAUUGUGAGCCGCCUGGGAUGCUUCAGCCUCUUUUCAAAGAUCUUGGAUGAGGUGGAAAAAAGACGAGGCAUCUCUCCUGCCCUGGUUCAGCCACUCAUGAGAAGUGUCAUGGAAGCCCCUUUCCCAGCCCUGGGCAAAACCAUCCUUGUCAAGAACUUCCUGCCAGGUUCAGGAACUGAGGUGAUCGAACUGUGCCGCCCGCUGGACUCCCGGCUCGAGCACGUGGACUUUGAGUCUCUCUUCUCCUCCCUCAGCGUCCGCCACCUGGUCUGUGUGUUUGCCUCCCUGCUUCUGGAGAGGAGGGUCAUCUUCAUUGCAGACAAGCUCAGCACCCUGUCCAAGUGCUGCCACGCGAUGGUGGCGCUGAUUUACCCCUUCGCCUGGCAGCACACCUACAUCCCGGUGCUGCCACCCGCCAUGGUCGACAUCGUGUGCUCGCCGACACCCUUCCUCAUCGGGCUGCUCUCCAGCUCGCUGCCACUGCUCAGGGAGCUGCCGCUGGAAGAGGUCCUUGUGGUUGACCUCGUCAACAGCCGGUUCCUCAGACAGAUGGAUGAUGAGGACUCCAUCCUGCCCCGGAAGCUUCAGGUGGCCCUGGAACACAUUCUGGAACAGAGGAACGAGCUGGCUUGUGAGCAGGAUGAAGGUCCCCUAGACGGCAGGCACGGUCCAGAGUCCAGCCCCUUGAACGAGGUGGUGUCUGAAGCCUUUGUCCGCUUCUUCGUGGAGAUUGUGGGACACUACUCUUUGUUCCUGACGUCGGGCGAGCGCGAGGAGAGAACCCUGCAGCGGGAGGCCUUCCGCAAAGCUGUCUCCUCCAAGAGCCUCCGCCACUUCCUAGAGGUCUUCAUGGAGACUCAGAUGUUUCGGGGCUUCAUCCAGGAGCGGGAGCUGCGCCGGCAGGAUGCCAAAGGUCUGUUUGAGGUCCGAGCCCAAGAGUAUCUGGAAACACUCCCCAGUGGAGAGCACAGCGGUGUCAAUAAGUUCCUGAAGGGACUAGGCAAUAAAAUGAAAUUUCUCCACAAGAAAUAACUCUCAGCUCAGCCUCAAGGGAAAACUUCCUCCUAGUGAAGCCCUAUGCUUUAAAAACAGUUCCUGGUGGCCUUUCUGAAAGGCUGGGUCCCAGGUUGUCACGGUGCGGAACUGGAGGCCGCGGUGGCUUCUGGCCGAGGCUGGGCUCUCCCCUGGAUGAGGACCUUGGAGCCGCCUGGGAGGACAGCCCCAGAAAGGGAGCCCGAGACCAGGCGUGUCGCCGACAUGCAAAUGGGUUGUUUUGGUGGUUGGGUUUUUUUUUAUCUUAGAUAUUAAAAGUAAGAAAAAUGUGUGGGUUUUCUGUUUAUUAUGCCAAGGCCAAGAGGAGCCUGUCCUGCCCUACACGUUCCCCUCGUUCGUCCCAUCCGGCCGCUCAGCAAUGGAGCUAAGAGGAGUGGUGAUGGGCAACAGAAAUGAGGUGCUCCUCGGAGCGGGACUGACGACACACGAGGACUGUGAGGGGAGGAGGCAGAGCCGGUGCCUCGGGUUCAGGGAGUGAGGCCUCCUAGUGAAAGGCUGGGCCCUUACCCUAGAGUGGAGGCUGGGGAGGAACGGGAGCUGUAGACGGAUGUGGCUUCCCAGACACGCUGCUCUUCCAGAAGGGACAGUGAUGCCACCUGGUGGCCGAGGCCAUGGACGUCUCUCUUCCCAAAUGGACCUGACUCUUCUUGACUGCCUUGUUCUCUUAAGAAGAAGCCAUGGAACUGUCCACUGCCUGAGUAGUCCCUGGCUUUUAGAGGCACACACACAAAAAGAGGUUAGUAAACUGUUCUAGGGGUCCUCAAGUUUACGACACUGCUCACGGCCCACCUUCCAACACAUAGCCACAACUUUGACCCCAUUCCCAUCUCAUUCCAGGGGCCCAGAGCAGCAUUAAUGCAAUAGUGGAUGUGCACUGCCUGUACACGGUGCGGGGCGGGGGGACCUUUUGCGGCUGAUGGUAACAAGAUGGAGGGUGAGAACGCUGGGGCGGCGUCAUCAGCCGUGUGCAGCCAGAGAGGCAGCUUGCGUUUUCUGGACCAGAAGCAGGGAGGGUGUGGAGAAGGCAAAAAACCUCAGGGCGACCUAAGAGCUGUCCUGCAGCGGGGACAGUGGGGACAGCAGGGACAGCGGGGAGGCAGGAAAAGCCCCGAACACAGCUGAGGCAGGUUCUCAGAGCAAGCCUCAGGGCCACUACCAGGUGACCCCUGCCCUCAGCUCUCACCAGCGACCCUCACAGAAACACGAAAGGGAGGGGCGCCGACCUCAACAAUGGCCCAGAGGGGCUGUGCUGCCUGGCAGGGGUUCUCAACCUUUAGGGAGCGGGAGCAAGGGGCCUUCCGAGAAUAAAUAGAAAUGAGGAAAAUGAGGGGAGGUGACCUCUCAUCCUUCCUCUUAGCUGGAGUUAUGGACCACCUCGCCCCUCCAAGUUCUACCCAGGCUUUGGUGUGUCCAUUACUUUUUCAGAGGUGAAGAUCCACAGUUUACAUCAAAUUCUCAAAGAUGCUCCCAGAAUGGUAGAAACCAGGCUGUGCAUAAAAAUUAACCUGCCUGGCCGGGCGCAAUGGCUCAUGCCUAUAAUCCCAGCACUUUGAGAGGCCAAGGCAGGCAGGUGGAUCACCUGAGGUCAGGAGUUCAAGAUCAGCCUGGCCAACAUGGCAAAACCCCAUCUGUACUAAAAAUACAAGGAAAACUUAGCCAGGCAUCGUGGUCCGUGCCUGUAAUCCCAACUACCUGGAAGGCUGAGGCAGAAGAAUCACUUGAACUUGGGAGGCGAAGGUUGCAGUGAGCCGAGAUCAUGCCACUGCACUCCAGCCUGGACAACAGAGCAAGACUCCUUCUCAAAAAAACUCUGGCUGGGUGUGUGUGGGUGGGGACUGGGGGGAUGCCUGAAUGAGAAUCCCUGAAUCCUUGAGUGUGGGGGCUCAGGAAUAUGUAUCUAACAAGCUCCUUGGAUUAGUCAAGUUUGUGUGGGGGCUCAGGAAUAUAUGUAUCUAGCAAGCUCCUCAGACUAGUCAACUUUAUUAAUAGUGUGCAUAUUUGUAUAUUGCCCAGAAAGGGACACUUUUUGGAAUAUACUUUCUUUUUUUUAACUUAUUUCGCAUUAUAUUGUUUACUUAGUAACUCCAAGCAAAUAAAUGUACAUCUUUAUCAACAUUCCCAA